AGUUCUUGUUGGAAGCCCCUCACCCAGAGGCCGGCGCCCCCAACGGCAGGACGACCGUGGAGUCGUGGUGCCCACGGCUCCAUGACACGGGAGGAGCCGUUCCGGGAGGACCUGGGCUAUGACCGCAUGCCCACGCUGGAGCGGGGGCGGCCAGACCCAGGGAGCUACGGCCCCGACACCAAGCCCGGCGACCUCCAGCUGUCGAGAAGGCUGCCCCCGUGCUUCAGCUACAAGACACGGGUCUUCUCUGUGCUGAUGGGGAGCUGCCUUCUUGUCACCUCGGGGUUCUCGCUGUACCUGGGGAACGUGUUCCCCUCAGAAAUGGACUACCUGCGCUGUGCGGCCGGCUCGUGCAUCCCCUCAGCAGUUGUGAGCUUUGUGGCUUCCAGGAGGGACAUCAAUGCGAUCCCCAACUUCCAGAUACUGUUUGUUGCCACGUUCGCUGUCACCACGACCUGCUUGAUCUGGUUUGGAUGCAAACUGGUCCUGAACCCAUCGGCCAUAAACAUAAACUUCAACCUCAUCCUGCUGCUCCUAUUGGAGCUCCUCAUGGCAGCCACGGUGAUCGUCUCUGCCCGGUCCAGCGAGGAACUUCGCAGGAAGAAGAAGGGCGCCCUUCCUGAGAGCACCAGCCCGGUGGAAGAGGUGGCAUUCCCUGCUCGGGUCCUGAAGGCCUACUCCGUGGUGGAGGUGAUUGCCGGUGUCUCUGCUGUCCUUGGGGGGGUCAUAGCCCUGAACGUGGAUGACGCAGUCUCGGGCCCACACCUCUCUGUGACCUUCUUCUGGAUCCUGGUGGCCUGCUUUCCAAGUGCCAUUGCCAGUCACGUGACCGCAGAGUGUCCCAGCAAGUGUCUGGUGGAGGUGUUGAUCGCCAUAAGCAGCCUCACAGCCCCGCUGCUGUUCACAGCCUCUGGGUAUUUGUCAUCCAGCAUAAUGAGGACGGUGGAGAUCUUCAGGGACUACCCGCCAGCCAUAAAGGCCUACGACCUGCUGCUGCUGCUGCUGCUGCUGGUGCUGCUGCUACAAGGCAGCCUCAACACGGGCACCACCAUCCAGUGUGUGGACUUCAAGGUCAGUGCCAGGUUGCAGAACGCAUCCUGGGAUGCCCAGCCCAGCCCGAGGCAACGCCCAGCCAGGGAGGCCAGGAGCCCCCUGAAGGAGUUUGACAAGGAGAAAGCCUGGAGGGCCGUGGUGGUGCAGAUGGCCCAGUGA
This is a messenger RNA of Lepus europaeus (European hare), 1212 nucleotides long. It is a transcript of the gene MLC1, whose product is annotated as modulator of VRAC current 1. Lineage: Eukaryota; Metazoa; Chordata; Mammalia; Lagomorpha; Leporidae. Gene Ontology annotation, biological process: regulation of response to osmotic stress. The transcript is spliced from 12 exons. The record is from RefSeq and is a predicted model, not a curated record. Gene Ontology annotation, cellular component: cytoplasmic vesicle; endoplasmic reticulum; plasma membrane. Bases 82 to 1212 code for a protein of 376 amino acids.